Microthlaspi erraticum is the source of this 834-nucleotide messenger RNA. The record is from the annotation of a GenBank genome assembly. NCBI's taxonomy places the organism in Eukaryota, Viridiplantae, Streptophyta, Magnoliopsida, Brassicales, Brassicaceae.
AUGAAUAUGAAUAUACCGGGUUUCAAUAAUCUUCCCCACACGGCUGCGCCGGCGACGACGAUGCCGGUUUCCGUACGGAGCAAUACGAUGUCGUUUUAUGAGGAUCCAUCGAAGAAGAUUAGGAAGCCUUACACGAUCACCAAGUCCAGAGAGAACUGGACGGAGCAGGAACACGACAAGUUUCUUGAAGCUCUCCAUUUAUUUGACCGGGAUUGGAAGAAAAUCGAGGCGUUUGUUGGAUCAAAAACAGUGAUACAGAUACGAAGCCACGCACAGAAAUACUUUCUCAAGGUUCAGAAGAAUGGGACUAAGGAACAUCUCCCUCCUCCUCGACCAAAGAGGAAAGCAAAUCAUCCUUAUCCUCAAAAGGCUUCUAAAACUGCUGCUCUUACAUCUCCAAACGCAUUGGUUGAACACGAGUACCUGUACAGCACGGAUUCACAACCGAUGAUUAAUACUCCAAAUCAUGGGUUAAUGCUCCACAAUGUUAUUACACCAAAUCCAGUAAUCAAAGAGGAAUUGGGCGUCGGAGAGAACUGUUGCAGCACUAGUAGCAGUAGAGAUAAGCAGAGGACUCGAACCGUUACAGAGACAACUGAGCAGGGAAGUUGCGAGAAGCCACACAGAGUGAUGCCGGAUUUCGCUGAAGUUUAUAGCUUUAUAGGAAGUGUGUUUGAUCCAGAAACAACAGGUCAUGUCCAGAGAUUAAAGCAAAUGGAUCCAAUAAAUCUAGAAACGGUCCUCUUACUGAUGAAAAACUUGUCUAUGAACCUGACAAGUCCCGAGUUUGAAGAACAACGCAAGUUAAUAUCAUCAUCAUACAAUGACAAAUGA